Messenger RNA from Salvia miltiorrhiza (redroot sage), 416 nucleotides. Its product is annotated as peamaclein-like. The transcript has 2 exons. NCBI's taxonomy places the organism in Eukaryota, Viridiplantae, Streptophyta, Magnoliopsida, Lamiales, Lamiaceae. The record is from RefSeq and is a predicted model, not a curated record. Bases 39 to 290 code for a protein of 83 amino acids.
UUCAUUCUUUCCUGUCUCUCUCAGCUGACAUAAUUAAGAUGAAGCUGCUUCCAGCAUUGCUCCUACUGACCCUCUUUCUCGCCACAAUGGCAAUGGCAGAUUCAAGCUACUGCGAGUCGAAAUGCGGGGAUCGAUGCGCCAAGGCGGGCGUCAAAGACCGCUGCUUGAAAUACUGCGGCAUCUGCUGCGCCGACUGCAAAUGUGUGCCUUCUGGAACCUUCGGGAACAAGCAUGAGUGCCCUUGCUAUAGAGACAAGACCAACUCCAAAGGCAAACCUAAAUGCCCUUGAAUUCUACUAAUUACCUACAAUAUUAUAUAUAUUUGUGUUGUUGCAAAUCCUAUAAUAUAGAUGGCCUUGAUCUGAUGUACGCUCCUACUGCGAUUAAUAUCUAUGAGUUUCUUAUAUUGUUACUAA